AACCAAGAGAGUGCUAGAAAGCUCCACCCAUGGAAUGUUUCUUUUGGAGAUUCCUCCUCCUCUGCCUUGUCCUCACUCCCAGAGUGCCGGGAGGAGCCUCUGAGCUUUGAUGGCUCUUAACUGGCGAAAAUAUUUUUUUGAUGCUUCGGAAGGAAGCAGCAGACUGGGAAAAGGCCCGUGAGGAAGCCAGGACUCUUACCAGAAUUGGAUGCAGAUAGCAGACAUGGUCUCCCCUUCUGAAGGGAUGAAGCUUGCCAAAUUUCAGAAAGAUAGGUAUUUCAAGUAGAAACCAGAGGCCAUGAACUGGGGAGUCUUUCAAGGGCUCCUGAGUGGGGCAAACAAAUAUUCCACAGCCUUUGGACGUAUUUGGCUCUCAGUGGUCUUCAUCUUCCGGCUUCUAGUCUACAUAGUGGCAGCAGAGAAGGUUUGGGGAGAUGACCAGAAGGACUUUGACUGCAAUACUGAGCAACCAGGCUGCCCAAACGUCUGUUAUGACCAUUACUUCCCAGUCUCCCACAUCCGUCUCUGGGCCCUACAGCUCAUUCUGGUUACCUGUCCUUCCCUGCUGGUAAUCAUGCAUGUUGCCUACCGAGAAGCCAAACUGGAGAAAUAUCGGAAGAAGGUUGGAGCAGACUAUGCACUGCGCUAUCCUCCUGGCAAGAAGCGUGGAGGCUUGUGGUGGACCUAUUUCUUCAGCCUCAUCUUCAAGUCUGCUGUGGACAUUAUAUUCCUUUUCAUCUUCUACCACGUGUACCCAAACUACACACUCCCCAGUGUGGUGAAAUGCUCUCUCGAACCUUGUCCCAAUGUUGUAGACUGCUUCAUAGCCAGGCCCACAGAGAAGAACAUCUUCACCCUUUUCAUGGUCAUCACUACCUGUGUUUGCAUCCUCCUCGGCCUUGUGGAAGCCUUCUACCUUGUUGGGAAACGAUGUACAGAGUGUCUUGAGCCCAAAAAUGAAAGCCACAGGAGGCAGGGCAGUGAAUGGAUGAGAAGAGAGGACACUUGCUCUCUGCCCAACAGCAAACAUGACCCAAAUGAAGUGGGUGUGCAGGUGUUCCAUGGUGCAGAUUACAAACCAUCUACCUCCAUCAUCAAGGCUGCUCCACCUUCCCAGAGAACUCUAAGCACAUAAACUACCCAGUCAAAAUUAAAUCCUGGGAAAUUUGAUAAUGGAAACCUUAUGAAAAAAACAAUAUGACUUCAUUCUCAGAAUGAACAGUGCCUGCUGCUAGGCAGGACAUUUGCAUGAUGUGCCAGAAGGCAUGUCAGAGUAUUCCAAUAAAAACAGUAGACAUUGCUGGUGCACACUUAUUCAUCCCAUGUCUGGAAAGGAAAUCACUGCAACAAAUUUGUCGUUGUCGUUCUCAGUCCACAAAUGAUAUGCGAUGAUAUGUAACUGAUGGUGUUUUUUCCCCCCACCCCCCAAAAAGUAUUAUGUUUCCUUUUAAUUGAAAUGAAUAGGGAAGAAUGACAUGAUUAAUUACAUAAGAUUGUGCCACAGUGAGAUGACUAAUGCCGUUUUCUGUCAGAAGCCAAAGUGCAGCAGGAGGGAAACAGAGCUGCGUCUGGAAAAUAUGUGAUGGAACAGAAAAUAGUGCU
Podarcis raffonei (Aeolian wall lizard) is the source of this 1602-nucleotide messenger RNA. Its product is annotated as gap junction beta-5 protein-like. The record is from RefSeq and is a predicted model, not a curated record. The transcript has 3 exons. NCBI's taxonomy places the organism in Eukaryota, Metazoa, Chordata, Lepidosauria, Squamata, Lacertidae. Gene Ontology annotation, cellular component: connexin complex. Gene Ontology annotation, biological process: cell communication. Bases 299 to 1135 code for a protein of 278 amino acids.